Acanthocheilonema viteae is the source of this 663-nucleotide messenger RNA. NCBI's taxonomy places the organism in Eukaryota, Metazoa, Nematoda, Chromadorea, Rhabditida, Onchocercidae. The record is from the annotation of a GenBank genome assembly.
AUGUUCGUGUUAGCACUGUUGGAAGAUACCGUACGAAUUAAGCCUCAUCAAUUUGGUGAGCCUUUUGAACCGAUGUUAAUGAAACGUCUGAAUGAGCAAUUCGCCAAUAAAAUCGUACCAGGUUUAGGUCUAUGUAUUAUAAUCUAUGAUCUUGUUAAUGUUGGUGUUUCUUAUAUAUUACCUGGUGAUGGUAGUACACAUACAAAAGUUAAGUUUCGUUCUGUUGUAUUCCGGCCUUUUAUCGAUGAAGUUAUUGAAGCGAAAGUGUUAUCAAGUAAUGCCGAAGGAUUGGUGCUAUCAGUGAUAUUUUUCGAGGAUAUAUUUAUACCGGCGCAUCGAUUACCACAACCGUCAGUUUUCGAAGAGGAAGAGCAGAUUUGGUACUGGGAAUAUCAACCUGAAGAUGGACAAUCUGCUAAAUUAUAUAUGGAUCCUGGUAAAACUGUCCGCUUCCGGGUUAUUGAGAAUAUUUUCAAAGACGUAGAUCCUGACAGUGGCCAGGAUGAACUGAAGCGAGAAAAAUCAUAUCAAAUUGUUGGGUCGAUGGCGGAAACCGGAUUAGGAUGUAUAUUGUGGUGGGCACCAAGCGAGCAAGAUGCCAAGAAUGAAGAAGACAAAGGUCAAAUGGACGAAGACAUGGUGAAAGAUGAGGAGGAAGAGUAG